Messenger RNA from Manduca sexta (tobacco hornworm), 1641 nucleotides. Its product is annotated as myrosinase 1. The record is from RefSeq and is a predicted model, not a curated record. The coding region runs from base 73 to 1638 and encodes 521 amino acids. Lineage: Eukaryota; Metazoa; Arthropoda; Insecta; Lepidoptera; Sphingidae. Gene Ontology annotation, molecular function: beta-glucosidase activity. Gene Ontology annotation, biological process: carbohydrate metabolic process. The transcript is spliced from 12 exons.
CUACGUGUGAAUGUUUGAGAAACGCUUAUAUGAACUCCUGCAAUGAUCAGCACACUGUAGUUAGUUCUCGGGAUGUUGACACUACAGGCGGUUGUGCUCUGUGCCAUUGUGACGACAGCAUGGUGCUUCGUGGACCUCUCGUUCCCUCCAGGGUUCAAGUUCGGAGUAGCCUCAUCAGCAUACCAAGUGGAAGGCGCAUGGAAUAUAUCAGAUAAAAGUGAGAGUAUAUGGGAUCACUUCUCACACACACAUCCAGAGAGGAUCGCUGGCGCAGCUCAUGGGGACGUGGCCUGCGACUCCUACAGGCAUUGGAAACGAGACAUUCAGAUGGUACACGAAUUGGGAGUGCACUUCUACAGAUUCUCUAUAUCUUGGCCGAGGCUGAUGCCGACUGGUUUCCCGAACUACAUCAGCGAGGAUGGCAAGCAGUACUACAACAAGCUGAUUGACGGACUCCUGGCGAAGGGGAUCCAGCCUCUGGUCACCAUGUACCAUUGGGACCUGCCGCAGAGGCUGCAGGAACUCGGCGGCUGGACCAACCCCCUAGUUACUGACUGGUUCCUGGACUACGCUCGCACGGUCUUCUCCUUGUACGGAGACAGGGUCAAGACCUGGAUCACGAUCAACGAGCCGCUGGUGAUGUGCGAGAUGAGUUACAAUGACGGAUCCAUGGCUCCUGGGAUCAUCAGUCCCGAAGUCGGGACGUAUUUAUGCAAUAAACAUACCCUUCUGGCUCAUGCGAAGGCUUGGAGAUUGUACGACAACGAGUUUCGCCAUAAAUAUCAUGGUGAAAUAUCCUUAGUCAACCACAUGUUCUGGUACGAGGCUGUUAUGUCUGGUGAGGAAGAAAUUACAGAGUUAGCCCAGGAAAACUCGGCUGGCCGUUACUCCCACCCAAUAUUCUCCAAAGAAGGCGGCUGGCCUUCCUCCAUUGUGGACGCCCUGGCGUUGAACAGCAAGCGGCAAGGGUAUCCCAAGUCUAACUUCCCGUCUCUGACCAAGGAAGAAAUCGAGCUCAUGAAAGGAACCUAUGACUUCUACGCAAUGAAUCACUACACCAGCCGUCAAGUUAGGAAGAGCAAAGGUGGAGAGAAGUUUGGCUCGUGGCCCAUCAACGAUGGACCUGACUUGGACAUCAAGCUGUCGGCACAUCACAGCUGGGCGAGGACUGCCGCGUCGUGGUUCUAUGUCAAUCCGCCAGGAAUACGAAAACAGCUUGUGUGGUUGAGAAAACAUUAUGGAAACCUCAAAUUCAUUAUAGCUGAGAACGGAUAUCCUUCUUCAGGUGGAAAACAUGACCCUGAUAGAAUAGCAUAUCUGCAUGAUAAUUUGGAACAGAUACUGCUCGCCAUUCAAGAAGACGGCGUGAACGUCACAGCAUACACGGUGUGGAGUCUCAUGGACAACUUCGAAUGGAUGGAUGGUUACAAAACCAAAUUCGGUCUUUUCGAAGUAGACUUCAACUCUCCAGAGAGGAAGCGCACUCCGCGCGCCUCCGCUCAUUACUACAGGAAGGUGAUCAAGGCGCACUCCCUCGAUGUUCCUAGACCACAUUAUCGCCCAGAGCCUUCGAGCAGUGGGAUCAACCUACCAUCUCUUACAUUAUUUAGUACAAUUUUAUUAAUUAAAUUAUUUUAGUUA